UUGAUAAAAAUUGUUAUUCAUAAUCGUCAUUUAGCGCUAAAAUCCUCUUAUAACUGUGUGAUAAGUUAUCGAGAGCUCGGGCCUUGUUUAAAGCUCUAAUAAACCUAUUUUAACCUAACUUUUAUAAAUGUCAUUUCAUAUGAAUGUCACUUCGUUGGUUUAUUUAUUCAAAAUAUCCUUGCUGUGAUCCUUGCUUGUGAAAAUGAAUGCUAUAAAUGCAAUUGUGCAUUUAGCCAAUAAUGCCGACCCAGCGCGACGUAGAAAGCUCUACCGCCAACGAAGCAACCCAUUCGAUUUGCGGGACCUAAAUUUUAAAAUAAAAUAUAGGUUCAAUAAGGACACAGUGCGCACCAUCAUAGAUUUGGUGGAAGAUGAUCUGGUUCAGAGCGCUAGAGGUGGUGGCACGUGUCCUGAACUGCAAGUUUUAGUGGCCAUAAGAUGUUGGGGACGUCGUGAGGUACAAGAUGAUGCUGGUGACCUCCAUGGCCUAAGUCAGCCGACAGUGAGCCGGAUAUGCGCCAGAGUCGCGCAUGCAAUCGCGAAUAAGGCAAAUUCCUUCAUCAAAAUGCCUAUCACUAUAAUGCAAAUCGAAGCACAAAUCUAA
Molecule: messenger RNA, 604 nt
Organism: Ostrinia furnacalis (Asian corn borer)
Lineage: Eukaryota; Metazoa; Arthropoda; Insecta; Lepidoptera; Crambidae
Exons: 3
Coding region: 203-604 (133 amino acids)
Source: RefSeq, a predicted model, not a curated record